Scatophagus argus is the source of this 2977-nucleotide messenger RNA. RefSeq names its product essential meiotic structure-specific endonuclease 1 (gene eme1). Gene Ontology annotation, molecular function: nuclease activity; DNA binding. The record is from RefSeq and is a predicted model, not a curated record. Gene Ontology annotation, biological process: resolution of meiotic recombination intermediates; replication fork processing; mitotic intra-S DNA damage checkpoint signaling. The coding region runs from base 244 to 1953 and encodes 569 amino acids. NCBI's taxonomy places the organism in Eukaryota, Metazoa, Chordata, Actinopteri, Scatophagidae. The transcript is spliced from 9 exons. Gene Ontology annotation, cellular component: nucleus; Holliday junction resolvase complex.
UGAAUGCAGCAUUACGUUUAUGGAACGACAGCCGCGGAAAUCAAACGAGCUCUCAUGCAACACAGACAAAACCUUACGUGGUUUGAGAACAUCGAGAUAAAUAUGUACAAAGUAGAGCUAGCAACUAGCGCAAGCAGCAGAUAUUUACCCAAAUAUCUUACUUUUUAAUAAACCAGGUGUGUGUAUGCAGGAUUUCGAAAAAAGUGAGUAUGCAGAAUAUUUUUUGCUCGGACAUGAAGCAACAUGGGCAGCUACAGUGACUCCACCAGUGAUCUUGAUGAGGAGUUGCCUGUGUUUGACUUCCUUCAGUCAGGGCGACACAUCAGCCGAGCCUCCCAGAACCACUUAAGGACACCAGACCUGGAUGAGCGGGAUGGCUCCGGUGCAGAAGAAGCAGCCAUCUUCUCCCCAGCAAAGGGAAAUGCGGGCGCAUGUACAGGAAUGACUGAUGUAAUGAUGAUCAGCAGCGAAUCUGAUGACGAUGCACCUUAUGUCCCUCUGGCACAGAGACUCAAACAGAGGCAAGACAAUGUGAUUAGUGCCACCUCCGCUGUCACUAAUGGGAAAGAUGCUGAGCAGAAUUUGACAUCCAAUCUUGCCAGCUCACAGCUGUCUUGCCAGAAAAGCUUUCCAGAGUCCGAGCAGCCGCUCAGCUUCCAUCAGGUGAGAACAGCUAAGCACGGGGUCUCAGGUAGCUUGGAAGAGGCGGCAGCUCCCCCUCAGCGGUGGUUGCCUCCGAAGCCUCUCUUCAGUGCAGGAAGCACUGAGACAUCUCCUGCCAAGAUGAAACCUGCCAAGCGGACUGCGGAGGAGAUCCAGGCCUCCAGGGAGGAGGCUCUGAGAAGGAGGCAGGCCAGGGAGAAACAGCAGAGAUGCAAGGAGGCACUCAGGCAGGAACAAGAGAGACAGAAGGCAGAGAGGAAAGCUGUGGCGGAGGCUGCCAAGGCCCUGAGGCCGGAGGAGUGUAUCAAGCAUAUGGUGGUUGCUGUGGACCCAGCUCUCUUACAGCUGGAAGGAGGCGGGACUCUGCUGGCAUCGGUACAAGCUCUGGGUUGUAGCUGCGCCAUAGAGAAACAGCCUCUCCCACGCAGUGUUAGCUGGAUGAGGAGGACACCCUGUGCACAGCAAGGCGAUGGAGUGUGUGUACCAGAGGUUCAUGUUGUGAUGCAGAUGACAGUUGAUGACAUCAUCACCCUGAUCCACAGCUACAUCCAGGAGGAGAGGCAUGGCAGGUCUGGCUCUGGUCCCACUCUGACGUCAUGGGUGCAGGAGCAGCAGAGGCGUAACCCCUGCAAGGCCCUCAGCCUGGUGGUCGUCGACCUGGAGAAAUACUUCAGAUCCCAGAAGUCACAGGGCCAGAAGAGGUUUCGAGAGGCAGUCGCGGGCGAGGAGCGAGGAAAAGUGAAGAAGAGAAAGAAGAAUGGUGGAGAUGAGGUGCUGCCUGAGGUGUCACGAGUAGAAGUGGAGGAGGCAGUGGUCCAUCUCCAACUUCACACGGGUGUCUCAGUUCGUUUCUUGUCGACCUGGAAGGACUUCUCAGAUCACAUCACCAUGACAACCAAAGCGGUUGCGGAAGCCCCUUUCAAACGAGAGCGGGAAAAGACAGGCUUCUCUUUCUACCUGGAGAGUGAGUGGGCGGGAGGGCAGCGGGUGGAUAAAGCUGGGAAAGGGCUGCUGCAGGUGUGGAAGAGACAGAUCCAGCAGUUGAACAGAGUCAGUCCAGACAUGGCCUCAGCCAUCCUAGCAGUGUACCCCUCUCCACAGCUGCUCAAAAAGGCUUAUGAUCGAUGCAAGACAGACCGUGAGAAGAUGUCCCUGCUGUCCGACCUUCUGAUCCGUAGAGGAGAAGGCAUUACCUCCACGACUCGACGGGUCGGCCCAGAGCUUUCCAAACGCCUCUUCCUCAUGAUGAACUCUUGUGACCCUGAACAGACUCUGGAUUCCACUGUGUGACACUGAAGUGAAUUUCAUAGGGAGUAGUUAGAAUUUCUCUUUUUCUUGUUUUAAAUGUGAUGAAUAUGUAUGUUAACAUUUUAUGAAAAUACAACAUUUGAAGAACACUAUUAUUAAGAAAUAAUCUUAAAAAAAACAUCAUAUACAGUUGUUAAAAGGAAAUUCUCAUAAUUUUCAAGUUGGGUCUUAUUCUCAAAUGGGGCUCCUUCUGGCUAUCGUUCAUGUUAACUUUACACUGAUCACCUCUGUUGGAGAGAUACAUAUAUACAUAAAAUUCAGAAACAGUUUGAAAUAAUUUAUUUAAAACUGUUUCAGAAUUUUAAUAAAGGUAAACAAAAAAAGGGAGACCUGUGGAUUAGCUAUUGUGGCUAACAGCAUAGAAACUUAUCUCCAGGACAACAUGCCAGCUAACCAAACUAGCUUCAUGCCAGUAUAUAACAGUAUUACAUAUAAAAGUAUUACUUUAAUAAAUUUCCUCAAAUCUUCUACCAUAGCACACCUCAUUUGCUUUCUCAUUUGCUACUACCUCUCUAGCGGGCUAACACACCAUAGCAUCCCACAGCCUCACGUGUAAACAAUCUGCUGUGAAGCUAGUUGUCCUAUAAAUCCCUAUGCAGUUAGCAUAUUUUUAUUCACUUUUCUGUGUUCAGUUGAAUUUGGACUCAGAAACAAGUAAUUUAAAUGGUUCAUUUAAAAUUUAAGUUUGUUGUGAGGCUCAUGCAGUUAGCAGAGGUAUAUCAGAUGAGUGCAAAGUUAGCGUAACUCACACUAGCUUAGCCAGAGUUGUCAGUAUAGUUGUUGUUAAAGGUUAAAGAAUACGUGACUUUCCUUUUGAGUAAUACUUUUACAAAAGAAACCAUGUUCUAGCUAUAAUUAAUAAUGAAGUUGCAUCUUUACAAGUAUGUUUAUUUUUAAUUUUUUAAUUUUUUUUAAUUGUUGUGGCUUUUGCUAGAAUGAUAAAACCACUGUCAUUUACACUAAUAAAGAUACUCAUUUAACACUGGAGCAGUAGCCUCUUUGUCAC